AUGAUUGUCAUGAUGUUGCUGGAGCACGUGAUUGCAUGUUUCUGGUUCGGGCUCGGCAGAAUGGAAUCCUCAUCGGGCACGUGGCUCACACAUUCGGCCGUCGCUGACGGCUCCUUCGCGAAUCAGUAUAGCUACAGCCUUCGCUGGGCACUGGGACAGCUCGGUAUCGGAUCCACCGAGACAGAGGCUCUCACG
Molecule: messenger RNA, 195 nt
Organism: Symbiodinium sp. CCMP2456
Lineage: Eukaryota; Dinophyceae; Suessiales; Symbiodiniaceae
Source: the annotation of a GenBank genome assembly